CAGCUGCGGACCUCGUCCUAUUGGGGAAAAGGCCAACUGAGAGCAUCCCGUCAGCCCAGAGCCCGAUGUUUUGAUAGCUCCUUGGCCUAAAGCCUCGCUGGUCUCCGAGGCAAGUUACAAUGGACUGUUGCAGGGGGAGUGUACCGCGUGGAGAGAGAGUUCCGGUGCAGAACCAACACAUGGGAAUAUGUAAACAACUGAUAAUCGUCCAACUCUUGUCCUUUGCAUAUGCCCAUGUCAGUGUUACAUUGCACUACAUAAAGAAUGCAAUAGCUCCCCCUCUUAUCCUCACUCUUUACAUCACAGUUCCAGUGUGUUGCAGCUUCGAUCGUAAUUCCACUGCACUAUCAAUUAGUGUUGAGCUCAACAGCAACAAUGUCAGCCCUGGCAAAGAUCCGCGAGGGCCUCGCUCGCGAGGAUAAUACUGCCGUCGCACAUACUCUGGCUCCCCACGAGAAGGAGAUCGAAGAGACCCCCGAGAUCAUCACCGAGACUGGUCCUGGCCACGACAAGGAGGCCACUGCUGGUGCUCUCCCUCCUGAUGAUAAGGGCAACGAUUCUGAUGUGCCCAGUGAAGAUGUACAGACUGGAGUCAAGGAGAUUCAGGCCAUUACCCUCACUUGGGGUAAGGGAUCUCUGGCUGCUCUUUUGUGUCUCAUCUGGACACUCUUCCUUAUAAGUGGAUUCCGUGGUUCCUUCUACCUCGUCUUGGUGCCUUACGUUACCAGUGAGUGGCAGGCCCAUUCCCUCAUGACCACCAUCCCCAUCGUAUCAGACGCCAUGACUGCAGCCUGCUACAUCCCCAUGGCCAAGGCUCUCGACGUCUGGGGACGCGCUGAGGGGUUCUUGCUCAUGAGUGGCUUUGCAACUCUUGGUCUUAUCCUCAUGGCUGUUUCUCAGAACCUCGCCACCUUCUGUGCUGCACAAGUCUUCUACUCUGUCGGAUGGGGAGGCAUGAUUUAUGCUGUUGGCGUCCUCGCUGCCGAUGCAUCUAAUCUCAGGAACCGAGGUUUAGCUUUUGCCUUUACUUCCUCACCAUACAUGAUUACGGCUUUUGCCGGUUCCAAGGCUGCCGCUGCUUUUGUUCUUGAUGUCAAGAACUGGCGGUGGGGUUUCGGCUGGAUAGCCAUUGUUCUGCCGUGUGUCACUAUUCCUCUGUUCCUUGUCUUGAAGGUCAAUCUUCACAAGGCUUUCAAGAAGGGUACAGUCACCAAGACUCAUAGAAGCCGCGGCUUCUUUGGUAGCAUCUGGUGGGUCUUCAACGAGUUUGACGUUAUCGGUAUCUUCCUCUUCGGCGGCGGUCUCGUCGUCUUUCUCCUCCCCUUCAACCUAGCUGCGCACGCGCCUGACGGCUGGUCCACCGGCUACAUCAUCGCUAUGAUCGUGGUUGGCUUCUGCACUCUCGUCUUCUUUGGUGUCUGGGAGUAUUGGCUCGCCCCUGUUCCUUUCUUGCAGGGCCGCUUCCUCCUCGAUAGGUCUGUCGUUGCCGCUUGCAUGAUUGAUCUUACCUACCAGAUCUCUUACUAUACUUGGAACUACUUCUUUACUUCAUUCUUGCAGGUCGUUGUCAACCUCGGCCCUGCUGAAGCUGGCUACGUCAACUCUACUUUCCAGGUCGUCUCAGGCGUUCUUCUCUUCAUCGUCGGCUUCCUCAUCCGAAAGACUGGCUUCUACAAAUGGACCUUUUACUUUGCUGUACCCAUCUACAUCUUUGCGCUUGGUCUCAUGAUCCACUUCCGCGCUCCUAACCAGUAUGUCGGAUACAUCAUCAUGUGCGAGAUCUUUAUCUCCAUCGGUGGAGCUGUCUUCAUCUUGGUUAUGCAGCUUGCUGUCCUUGCUGCCGUUGCCCAUCAAUAUGUCGCUGCUGCGCUCGCUACUUUAUAUGUCGCUGGAGGAGUUGGUGGUGCGGUUGGAGGAGCUAUCUCCGGUGCCAUCUGGACGAAUACCUUCAUCCCUCAGCUUAUGAAGAACCUUCCAGAGUCCGAGCUGGCCAAUGCACCACUCAUUGCUGGAAACAUUGUCAAUCAGCUGGCCUACCCCGUCAACAGCCCUGCACGACUUGCCAUUCAGGAGUCCUAUGGCUUUGCGCAAGUCAGAAUGCUUGCUGCCGGUGUUGGCAUCGCGUCCUUAUUCUUCAUCUGGGUGCCCAUGUUGAGGAACAUCAACGUCAAGAAGCUGAAGCAGACCAAGGGUCUUGUCCUAUAGAAAACUUGACCAUUUCAUAGAUCCCAAGUUGUGGAUUUGGAAUACAGCACCGCAUCGUUGUUGGACAAAGCCAAAACUUGGGGAACUCCUUGCCUAAGGCAUGGUCUUGGUAUACGACGGACUAAUGAUCGUCAAGUAGUUAGUAUGGUGCGAUCUAUGAUGAACGAGUUAUUAAUGAGGAAGAGGCGACUUGGCGAAAAGUAAUGGUGUAAAUUGAUUUUGAUUUGGUUUAUUUUUCAUUCCAAACGAGACAUGUUGCCAUGCUACAUGAUCGUAAUUUGACAUCCGCGAAGAGGACGAGAUUGUGGUGGACAUGCCGAGGAGAACUGGCCGGCGCUAAACUCCUUCGACUGAGUUAAGAAUCCCACAGAUCUAUUAUACCAAGUCAGAAAGGUUUGAAGCAUCCUAUAGUAUGGAGUUGUCGAAAAUAAAAUAAAAAUGCUGAAAGGCUUUCGUAAAGGUGAGGCCAGGACUUCACUAUAUGUGACAGUUGUAUAUAACCUAUGACAUGUAUAGAUCUGACAGGAUUAAUGGUCCCCUGU
Fusarium odoratissimum NRRL 54006 is the source of this 2747-nucleotide messenger RNA. RefSeq lists its product as uncharacterized. The coding region runs from base 376 to 2205 and encodes 609 amino acids. Gene Ontology annotation, biological process: transmembrane transport. Lineage: Eukaryota; Fungi; Ascomycota; Sordariomycetes; Hypocreales; Nectriaceae. The record is from RefSeq and is a predicted model, not a curated record. Gene Ontology annotation, molecular function: transmembrane transporter activity. The transcript is spliced from 3 exons.